CAACCUUCUUGCGCACAAUCUCUCACCUGGCUGAUCGUAACAACACAUAUCUACUCAGAACAGAGACUUAUCCGCUUCUCAGUCUCCCGUACACCUUUGCAAGCUGUAAUUUUGUGCCUUGGUAAGCGCACGUGUAAUUGUUAAGCGCCCGUCAUGGCGCUCCGCAACAUUCGCCCACUGGUGAAUUACGCUGAUCAGCAAAAUGCCCUAGAAGACUUUUUUCGAACAUUCAAGUCGUCGUCAUCGGAAGCAACCGAUGGGCUAGAGGGACUGAAUCUCGAUGGCGAGCGUGAGGGAGACAGUGACGAGUACGAUUUCAUGGACGACGUGGCCAAUGGCCAAAGAACAAGAGGACCGUCAAAGCUUAAGUACAUGAAGCUGCUGCAGGAUGUUGCGGAUAGGAAAACGUCGCAAAUUGUGGUGGAGCUAGAUGAUUUGGAGGAGUACGAAAAGACGCUUGGCGAUGAAGCUGGUAGUCUCAAGCUUGUGUCUUCCAUCGAGAAGAACGCACAUCACUACCUUGAGAUUCUUUCGAGGGCAGUCGACAAGGUUAUGCCCGAACCACAAGUACAGAUAACAUACAAGGACGAUCCGCUAGAUGUGCUUAUGGCCUUGCGCGCCAAGCGCAACGAGCAAAACAACAAAGCCGCAGAGGCUGGUGUCGACACAGGUCUUUCAAUGUUCCCUCCAGAGCUGACGCGCCGAUACACCCUCAACAUCAAGCCUGUUACACCAUCUGCAUCAAGUGCAGAUAAGAGGACAAAAGCAAUGGCUGUGCGCCAGAUUCGCGGGCAGCAUCUUGGGAACUUAAUCACCGUGCGCGGCAUCGCUACGCGCGUUUCCGACGUUAAACCGUCUAUCAAGGUCAAUGCCUACACUUGCGACACGUGCGGUGACGAAAUUUAUCAACCUGUCUCCAGCAAGCAGUUCACGCCUCUGACCGAGUGUGAGUCUAAACGCUGCAAAGAAAAUAACACCAAAGGUUCACUUUUCCUGUCUACACGUGGCUCGAAGUUUCUGCCCUUCCAAGAAGUCAAGAUUCAGGAGAUGUCUGAUCAGGUACCGGUGGGCCACAUUCCGCGCAUGCUGACCGUGCAUUGCCAUGGCGCACUGUGCAGACAAAUUAACCCCGGCGAUGUGGUUGACGUGGCCGGUAUAUUUCUGCCGACCCCAUACACCGGGUUCAAAGCGAUCAGGGCCGGUCUGCUCACUGAUACCUAUCUGGAAGCGCAGUACGUUACCCAGCAUAAGAAGCAGUAUGACGACAUAGUCCUUGCCCCAGCAACAAUCCGCCGCAUGAACGAACUCAUGCACUCGGGACAGUUGUAUGAGAUGCUAGCGCGUUCAAUUGCGCCCGAAAUUUUUGGUCAUAUCGACGUCAAGAAAGCUCUUCUUCUUCAGUUGAUUGGAGGUGUUACAAAAGAAAUGGGCGACGGCAUGCGUAUACGCGGCGAUAUCAAUAUCUGUCUUAUGGGUGAUCCUGGUGUUGCUAAGUCCCAGCUUCUUAAGUACAUCACCAAGGUGGCUCCACGUGGUGUAUAUACCACAGGCCGUGGCUCAUCUGGUGUCGGUCUUACGGCCGCUGUGAUGCGAGACCCUGUUACAGAUGAGAUGGUUUUAGAAGGAGGCGCUCUUGUCCUCGCAGACAACGGUAUGUGCUGCAUUGAUGAAUUCGACAAGAUGGAUGACAGCGACCGGACUGCUAUCCACGAAGUCAUGGAGCAGCAAACAAUCUCAAUUUCAAAAGCCGGUAUAACCACGACACUCAACGCACGCACCUCCAUUCUGGCAGCUGCCAACCCUCUCUACGGACGGUACAACCCGCGCAUCUCUCCGGUUGAGAACAUCAACCUUCCCGCAGCACUGCUCUCCCGUUUCGACAUCCUUUUCCUGAUUCUUGAUCAGCCAUCUCGUGACUCAGAUGAAGAACUGGCACGGCACGUCACUCAUGUGCAUAUUCACAACAAGCACCCCGAGACAGAUGGCCAAGUCUUCACGCCUAAUGAAGUGCGGCAAUGGGUAGCUCGUGCCCGGAGUUUCCGUCCCGUGGUGCCAAAGGACGUUUCGGACUAUAUUGUUGGCGCUUACGUUCGUAUGAGGCAGCAGCAGAAGAAGGACGAGGGCGGGAAGAAAGCGUUCACUCAUACGUCGGCCAGAACACUGCUUGGUAUUUUGCGUAUUGCGCAGGCGCUCGCGAGAUUGAGGUUUGCUGAUUCCGUCAUCACCGAAGAUGUGGAUGAGGCCCUGCGCUUGGUGGAGGUCAGCAAAGCCAGCUUGUACAACGACGGAAGGCAACGCGGGGAUCAGACACCAAGCAGCAAGAUUUACAACCUUAUUCGCACGAUCAAAGAUAGCGGAGCAUUAGACGCGGGCGACGGUGAAUUGGACUUGCGGAGAUUGCGUGAGCGUGUUUUGGCGAAGGGAUUCACCGCCGACCAGUUCGACGAGGCAAUCGACGAGUAUUCAUUGCUGGAUGUGUGGCAAACCGCUGCAGAAGGCACGAGAUUGGUGUUCAUCGAGGCUGAUAACGAGGAUAUGGAUUACGAGUGAAUUCGUCCGAUCUCCAUCGGCGAAGGCAUGUCUUGUGGAGAAUGGCGUUCUUCGUAUGCAUCGGAUGAGAGCUAGUUUCCGGGUGGCGAGGUCGAUAGCCUCCAACGGGCUUGUAUGGUUUGCGACAUACAGUAAUGAACUUUCCCCUAGCGUUUGCGCGCGUAGCUGUU
Verruconis gallopava is the source of this 2720-nucleotide messenger RNA. RefSeq lists its product as uncharacterized. The coding region runs from base 154 to 2550 and encodes 798 amino acids. Gene Ontology annotation, molecular function: ATP hydrolysis activity; ATP binding; single-stranded DNA binding. The transcript has 5 exons. The record is from RefSeq and is a predicted model, not a curated record. Gene Ontology annotation, cellular component: nucleus; MCM complex. Lineage: Eukaryota; Fungi; Ascomycota; Dothideomycetes; Venturiales; Sympoventuriaceae. Gene Ontology annotation, biological process: DNA strand elongation involved in DNA replication; double-strand break repair via break-induced replication; DNA replication initiation.